Salvelinus sp. IW2-2015 is the source of this 1460-nucleotide messenger RNA. Lineage: Eukaryota; Metazoa; Chordata; Actinopteri; Salmoniformes; Salmonidae. The record is from RefSeq and is a predicted model, not a curated record.
AGCAGUUCAUAGAUAAAUACCAACUUCAGUUUGCAGAUGACAGCUGCACCCUAUUUCAGCCAACCGUUCUUGAUGAGGAUCUGAAAGGGCGAUAUGAUGCUAUGGCGGAUUUGGAGUGUGAGGGAGAAGUUAUGGAAAAAGGAGGAAAAUUCAGUGGGAUGUUCAAAAGAUCCUCUAAACCAGCAGAACACUCAGUACCUGUGCAGGAUCAUUUGUCUGUAAACACUGAGCUCUCAGCCAACAAUGUCAGCCUUGACAACAACACUAAGGAGAAAGGAGGGAUGUUCAAAGGAAUUUUAAAGAAGUCUCCCAAGCCCUCCCAAGAUGUAACACAUGCUCAGGAUCAUUUGUCAACAGACAGUGAGCUUUCAUCCAGGCGAGGCAGCAAUGACAGUCUCGUUGUCAACAUCAACACUAAGGAGAAGGGAGGAGUGUUCAGUGGAAUGUUUAGAAAAUCCCCCAAGUCCCUGGGGGAUAGGACACAUUCUCAGGGUAAUCUGGAUGACCUAUCUACUCACAGUGAUCUCUCAGCCAGCACUGACAGUCUCUCGGAAAAGACCUCAAAGGAUAAGGAAAGGGAUGAAGACCUAUCAGACUCUAGGGAGAAACUCACCUUUUCUGACAAACACUUUGAAGCCAAGCAGGGUGGCAUAAUGGGGAAGUUGUUCAGGAAUCCAUUUAACUCCUCAACUCAGGAUAAGGAGAGGACUGAAGACACAUCAAGAUCAAGGGACAAACUAACGUCAUCUGAUAAACAUUCCAAUGCCAAAGAUGUCAAAAGCAAUCUUAUCCAGAGAGAUAGGAAGGAAGGAACUGAAAUGCCAGCAGUUGCUCCUAGACCCACUGAAGAGGAGCUGAAGGGUACAGACUUACAUGACCGACUGAAGAAGAGAGAGAUGGGCGACAAUCAGCUAAUUCAGGCUAACAGGAAUAUGAUCCCGAGAGAGAGGACAGGGAAAACUGCUGGAACUCCAGAGGUUCCUCCCAGACUCACAGAAGAGGACCAAUCUGAUGGUCCUAAAGAGGGUGAAUCUCUCCUCACUGGGGAAAAAGAGGGAGAAGACAAGGACGGAGAGGCCAAGAUGAAAAAACCUAGGCGACACAAUCCGUUCAUGCCACGCGGUGCAGGAGGCAAGGGUAAAGCCAUGCCGAAGAAGGUUGAAACCCAGCCGGGAGCUACAGGCAGUGACUCAAAAGAGAAUGACGGUGGAAAUAAAUCUUUAUUCGACCAAUUGGAGGAAUUCCGUGUUAAUCCGGCAGAGCCAGAGGAGCAGCAGGAUAUGGAUGGCCUGAUGGACUGGUGGGGCACAGUGGAGCAGUGGGAAGACAUGCCUCAAGAUGAUGACUUGACUGAAAAAGAGGAGGCCAAGGCUUUGCAGUGACAGCUGAGAAGGUGCAGAAAGGUAUCCGUGUGUUCAACAAGCUGUUCUCAGAGCGUGCAGAGAGCCUGUGGCAGCACG